AUGUUUUGUAAUGCCUUUGUUUUUCUACAUUUUAGGCUCGUACAUGAGCAUUUAGAUGUAAAUAGAAAAUUAAAUGGUAAUAAAAUUAAAAAAGAAAUAGGUAGGUUUGAGAGUUUAUGUACUAGCCAAAUUUCUAUAUUUUGCAAUCUUCGAAGGAAUGUGUUUUCAAAUUUUAAUAGAAAUGAUUUAAUUGAUCAAAAUAUUGUUUAUUUAAAUGUAUGCAAUAAUGAGACAUAUUAUAAUAAAGCUCAUGAAGCAAAUGAUAAAGUGAAAGUUUAUGAAAAAGAAAUACAAAAUUUUUAUAAAUAUGAUAAAUUGCGAUAUGUAGAUGAACAUAAUAAUAUAUGUUGUAAUUUAAUUAAGGACAUUUUAUUAUAUGGUGUUAAUUUAAAUGUAGAUAUUUUUAUAUUAAAAAAUUCAAAUAUUAUAUUUUUUCUUCAAAAUGUAAUAAAUAUAUAUAACCCAUUAAUUAAAAGUUUAAGGGUUAUAUAUACGAAGAGGGACUACAUGAUAACAUGUUCUUCUCUUUUUAAGGACACAUUGAUAAUAGUUUUAUAUAGCUCAAUAAAUUAUUCAUGCAUACAAAUAUAUGAUCUAGAGAAGGGAAUUUUUAAAGAAGAGAUAUCUUUGAGUGAUUAUGAUUACUAUGAAAGGAUUUAUAUUCAAAAGGAAAAUAAUUAUUUCCUUUUAAUAACGAAUAAGAAUAUAUUAAAAGUACUUGAUUCAGAGAAAAAGGUUUUUAUUUUUAAUGUAUACUUAUAUCUUGAAUAUAGCAACAUUGUACAGUAUUAUGAUUUUUUUCUAAUACUAAGGCAAAAGAAACUGUACCUCUGGAAUUUGGAAAGAACAUACACAGGAUUAAAAUUAAAGGAAAAUAUAUUGGAGGUUGAUAAAAAUAUGCAUGUGAAUUGUUUUUGCACACAUGGAAAAAAUAUAUUCAUUGUAACGUCCAAUGGGAAUUUAUACCUAUGGAAGGAUUUAGUUGAGAAAAUUGAAAUAAAGAGAUACAAUGUGGAAGAGCCUUUUGAUAAGAAUAUUCAUUAUAUACUCUACUAUGAUAAUUAUAUAACUACCAAGGGAAAUGAAUCAAUAAAAUUGUGGUUGUGUAAAUUUUCACUGAAUAACAUAUCGGGAUGUAGUUGCGUAUACAUUCAGUUUGAACAGGAAACAAAAAUUUGCUUAAAUAUUAAUAGAAUAAUUGCUCAUGAUAAUUUUUACCUGAUUUUAGAUAAAAAGAAUUGUACUAUUUAUACAUGCAAGAAAAAUAAUUAUGAAGAUAUAGGUAUAUUCUAUAAUGAUCAUAACAGUAAGAUUAAAAAUAUAUUUUGCUCGGAUAAGAAUAUAUUUAGUUUCGGUGCUAAUGGGAAAUUAUUUGAUUAUAUAAAGAAAGAUAAACAAAUUGAACGAAAUUUUUGCUUACAUAAAUUUAAGUAUUCUAUAACAUGUGUAAAAUUUUUAUACAGUGAAGAUAGUUUUCUUUAUUUUUGUGUUGGAUUUAAUAAUGGAGUCAUAAAAAUAAUAAAGUUGAAGCAUUUAUAUUUAGAUAUUAUAUAUUGUUUAAAAACAAGUAAUAAUGAAAUAUUUAAAAUAGAAAAGAGCCAAAAUUCUCAAUUUAUAAGUAUAUUAGCUGAUGAAGAACCAUAUGUUUUUUUCCUAUAUAAAUCAUCUAAAAUAUUUAUGCCAUUAGGAUAUUUAAAAAUCAAUGAAGCUCAUUUAAAAGAAUGUUUCUAUUUCUCUUAUUUUAAUUCUUUUUAUAUACUAGAUGAUAAUAACUAUAUUUUUAAAAUUGAUGUCAAAAAAUUAGAAGAGCAAAUUAAAGAAGAAGAAAUGAGUAAACAAGUUGGACAUCCAGAAGGAGAUAAAAAUAAUGAAAAUAUUAAUAUGAUGGAAAAAAGAAAAGAUAAUAAUAAAAACAUUUAUUUAAACGAUUAUAUAAAUGAUGAAAAUGGUGAUGUAAAAAAGGAUGCACUUAAUAAUAACGAGGAACAAAAUAAUAGCGAUUAUGAUUUAUCCGUAAAAUAUGAAAUAAUUAAAAUUACAUUUAAUGCAGAUGAGAGAAAUAAAAGGUUAAUAAAAAGGUACAAAAAUGAACAUAAUGAAUUAAACAUGUAUAAUAAAGAUUCAAAUAAAAUUAAUAAUAAAAAUGACGAUGGUAAUAAAUAUAGAGAUAAAGAUAAAGAAGCAACAAACGUAGAACAGGAUGGCAUGGAAGAAUUUUUUGAAGAAAUGGAAGGUUUAGAAAAUGAAAGUGAUAAUGAAUACAAAGAAAGUAACUCUUCUAGUAAUUUAUCAGAUAAUACAUAUAAUAAAAUGAAUUUUUAUAGAGAAAAAAUAAAUUUAACUCAAAACAUGCAAGAUUUACAUUCUGAUAAUAAUAAGGAUAUUUUUAUACUAAAAAAUAAAAAAAAAAAUUUGAAAAGAUACAUUGAAAUACUUUUCCAUAAUAAAAGGAUCAAAAAUAAGAGAUAUGAAAAUAAUGAUGAAUUACCAAAAAAUAUGUUAAGUUUAUAUUUAGAACGUGAUAAUAGGAAAAUAAUGUAUAAGGAAGAACGUAAUACAAAAAAUAACAACAUCAAUAUUGAUCAUAAUAAUAAUAAUAAUAAUAAUAAUAAUGGAGAUAAUAUGAAUUAUGCAAUAUUAAAACAUGAUACCAUAAAUAUAUGUUGUGUAACAAAAUCAAAAAAGUAUCGCGGAUUUUUCAUUGCUACACAAGGUGUUAAAAAUAAUUAUCUCUUUUUUUUAAAUUUAGAUAAAAAAGACAUAAUAAAAUAUAAAUAUACCGAUUCUAAAGAGGAUACGCAUAUUGAUAUUAUCAUGCCCAGAAUCAUAUACAAAAUUGAUAAUAAAAAUUUUCUACCUAAAAGGACAUAUAUCUAUAAAAUGAUAAUUAAUGAAAUAAAGGAUUUAUUAUUUUGUUUAACUAAUAAUAAUGAAAUAUAUAUUUUUUCAAUUAAAUUUUUUUUCUUGUAUUAUUAUAUAAAAAUACCUGUUCAUGAAAAGGUAAGGAAUAUAUUUAUAAAUAACAAAAAUGCUACUACUACUACUACUACUACUACUACUACUAACAAUAAUAAUAAUAAUAAUAAUAUGAAAAAUAAUAAUAAUAAUAAUAUGAAAAAUAAUAAUAAUAAUAAUAUUAAUAUGAAUAAUAAUUUUCAAUAUAUAUUCAUAUGUUUAAAUAAUAAUAAAUACAUACAAUUGAAUUUUAAUUAUCCCUUCUUUUAUCUAUUGAAUGUUAUCAAAAGAUAUCAUAUCAAUAUCAAAAAAUUCAUGCAUUCUUUUAUGAUUCCUAAUAAAAUGUUCUUGUCGUACGAUUCAAUACACCAAUAUUUUAUUGAAGAAAUACAUGAUUAUAUUGUAGAAGAGUUUAUAAAGAAGAAAAAAAAGAAAACUAAUCUCAUCCCCUUUAAAUAUGAAGAUAUCACAGAUGACCUAAAUUUCAUAAUAGAAUUGUUAGAAAUGCAUAAUGAAGAAGAAAAAAAAAACAACCAAGAAAAAGAUGAAAAACACGCACAACGGCAAAAUGAAAAGAACAAAAAUGAUAUUACAGAUAUUUGGGAUUUUAUACAACAAAAUAAAAAAGAACAAGAAGAAGAAAUAGAAGAACAAAAGAAAAAAAUUGAUUUAAUCCUAAAUUAUGAUCAAAAAAAUAUAAGCACAUUUUUUAAUAUAAAUAGUAAUAAUAUGAAAGAUGUAGAUAUUCAAUAUAGUUUAAGAGAUACAAAGGAAUAUCAAAGGAAUGAAGAAAAAUUUAGAAAAGCAUUAUUAUAUAAACAAGAUAUACAUAUGAAAAUAAAUAAACUGAAAAAAAAAUAUAUAAAAUUAAAUAAGAAAAAAAAGUUUCUAAUAGAUUUGGAUUACUCUUAUUAUAUAUAUGAAAUGUUACAACAAAAUAUACAAGAAAUUAAAAAUGUAUUUAUGUAUCAUGAGAAAGAAUAUGAUAGUAGAAUAAAAUAUUUAUCCAAUAAAUUUAUUAGAUUAAGAUAUAUUAAAAAUCCUAUAUAUGCUUUUAAUGAUAAAAGUCAUUUUUAUGCUAAAUCCUUAAAAAUGUAUUUGAAAAACUAUACAUUUAAAAAGAAGAAUAGAAAAAUCACGACAAAGGAAAAAAAGAUAAAAGAACCAAAGCAAACAUUAGAAUUAAUAACAGAAAUUAAGGACUGUUUACAAAAUUUUAAUGAACUAAGAGAAAAAAAUAAAAAUGUAAAAAUUAUAAAUAAUGAAGAAAAAAUUGAAGAAAUUUGCAUAAAAAAAAAAAUUAUAAAAAUGUAUGAAGAAAUGUUGUUAAAACUGGACAAAAUGAGUGAAGAGCGAAAGGAGAUGGACGAGCCAAGGAAAAUCAAGCACAUCAGCAAAAUUAUUAGGCAUUAUGAAGAAAAUAAGAAGAAAUUAUUAGUUCAAAUAAAUUAUAUUAAGGAAACAUUUAACCAGUAUUAUAUGGCAUUAAAAUCUCGAAUAUCAAUAAAAUUAACCCAUGUUAUAGAAGAAAUAGCAUUUCUAAAAGACACAUUGAAAACAGAAAUGAUAAAACAUAUUGAAAAUAAAGAUAAUAAUGACCAAGGAAUUGAUACAGAUAUUAAGAUGGUUGGUGAGGUACAUAUAAAAAAUAUAGUAAAUGUAAAUAAUUGUAAUGAAAACGAAAGGAUACAAUCUGAAUUAAACAAUAUGAAUUAUGAACAUGAUAAAAUAAAAAAGUAUGAAAGAUUUUUAGAACAUGUUAACAAUUUUUUUUCAUAUGCAAAUAAAAAAAAGGAUAAAAUAUAUAAUAUUAAUUGGGAUCCUUUAUUUUUUGAGAAAAAAUAUCAACACUAUAAAAAAGAAGAUGUAGAACGUACAAUAGAAUAUUUUAUAAAAAAAUGUGAUAAGGAGAUUUAUAAUCUGCACAUUAAAAGAAUACAAGCUAUACGACUUAUCAAAUAUAUAUCACUAAAAGUUAUUUCCAUAGAUGAAAAAAAUAAUAUAUUAAUAGAGCUAAGGAAAAAAGAGUUAAAAUUAAGAAGACAAAAAAGGGACUAUAUCAAAGAAAUGAAGAAUAUUGAAAAUCAAAUAAAUGUGUAUGUUGAUGAAAUGGACACUUUAUUACAAGAAAUGGAAAUACAAAAUCAAAGCCGAGAUAAGAUUCUCGAAAAGCUAAAAGAACUUAUGGGAGAUAACACCUUGUGCUAUGACAAUUUAAUAAAAUGCUUAAAAAAAAGUCAAGAUGAUUUGUCAGGAGAAAGUGAUGGGAGUGAAGAUAAGUGUAACGAAUUGGAAGCAACAAAUUCGAUUGUUGAUAUAUAUAAUAAAGAAGAAAUUGAAAGCAUAAAAAAAGAAAACGCUUCCAUUUUAAGCAAUAUAAAUAAUAUAAAAAAAAAUAUGGAACUUAAAAAAAAUGAACAACGAAAAUUAAAUAUAAAGAAGAAAAAUAUUGAAAAAGAAAUUGAAAUAAUAAAUGACGAAAUAAAUAUUAUAGAAGAUGAUAAGAAAAAAAAUAUAUCAGAAGUAAAAUUCUAUAUUACUUUAAAAAUAUCAAAAUUAAGAAAUAUUGAUUAUCUUUAUGACAAAAAAAAAUAUCGUCUCAAUUUAGCAAGCCAAUGUACAGUACUUAGUAUUGAACAAUAUAAAGAUAUUAUGACAAAAAUGGAUACGAUUACCAAAAAAAAAGAAAAAUUAUAUAUGAAAUAUAAAUAUUUAAAAAAAGAAAAUAAUGAAUUAGAAAAUAUUAAUAAUAAACUACAAAAAACUGUUAAUGAAAAAAAAAAUCAAUUGAAAAAUAAACUAAAAAAACAUGAUUUAAAUUUUGAUUUUAAUGACUUGGAAAAAAAAUAUCAGGAAAAAAAAAAAAAAGGCAUUUUACAAGAAAUCAAAAAUAAAGAAAUAGAAAAUAACAAAAAGAUUAAUAUUCUCAACAAAGAAUUUGAUCAUAAAAUGACUAUAUUAAAUCAAACCAGAAAAGAAAAUACUGAUUUAUUGGUAAAAAUUAAUGAAUAUAUACAAAUACUUAAAGAGCUAAAAAAUGAAGAAAAUUAA
Molecule: messenger RNA, 6006 nt
Organism: Plasmodium reichenowi
Lineage: Eukaryota; Apicomplexa; Aconoidasida; Haemosporida; Plasmodiidae
Exons: 11
Coding region: 1-6006 (2001 amino acids)
Cellular component (GO): motile cilium
Molecular function (GO): protein binding
Source: RefSeq, a predicted model, not a curated record